Molecule: messenger RNA, 861 nt
Organism: Diaporthe citri
Lineage: Eukaryota; Fungi; Ascomycota; Sordariomycetes; Diaporthales; Diaporthaceae
Exons: 2
Coding region: 1-861 (286 amino acids)
Biological process (GO): regulation of proteolysis; regulation of Ras protein signal transduction
Molecular function (GO): phospholipid binding; peptidase inhibitor activity
Source: RefSeq, a predicted model, not a curated record
AUGCUGGGCAAGUCAUUCACCGUGCUGGCUGCGGCUAGCCUGGCUUCUGCUGCGACGCCUUCGGGAUUUCAGCCAGGCUCGACUACAGAACUCAUCGUCACGUACAAUGGAGUUCAAGCGCAAAGUGGUUCUGUAGUAGCUAGGGAUGGCACCGCAAGUGAACCUAAACUGGCCACAACGCAGCGUCUGAAUGGCACCUCGUACGCUGUGCUGAUGAUCGACCUCGACAUCCCGACAACGCCACCAACAACACUCCUGCACUGGAUGCAGACUGGUCUUACGCCCGCAACUGCAGCAACCGCUCUCAACACGAGUGCAGGGAACGCCCAGGCGUUUGCCCUGCAGACUGGCCAGACGGCAGCCUUUGCGACCUACCUGCAGCCCAACCCGCCAGCAAGAGUGCCGCUGUCUCAUCGGUACACGCAGAUUCUUGUCGACACCACUGGCGUCCAGCAGACGGCCCUCGACAGCCUGAAGUCCGCGGCACAAAACCGACAGGGCUUCAAGGCGCAGGAAGUGCUUACCGCGGCCGGUUUGCAGAGCAAAGUCGUCGCUGGGAAUUUUUACAACGUCACGAACCCUGGACCAGCUGCCGCUGCGUCGAACUCGUCUUCCUCGGGGGGCUCAAGCUCAGGUUCAGGCUCUGGCUCUGGCUCUGGUUCGAAUAGUACCUCAGGUCGUGGCAGUGGAAGCGGCAGCAGCAGUGGCAGCGGUACUGGCGCUGCUACGGGCUCUGGUACCAAUUCGGGAACCAACGGAACGCGACCUGGGACCAGCACAAACGGAGCUGUCGUCCAAGAGUCCAAGAGCAUGACGGCUUUCGUCCUCCUUGUUGUCGCGACACUAUGCCUGGGAGUAUAG